CGGCAGCAUCACCCUGGAGACCUGUGACUUGUGUUUAAGGCUCAUAGUAUAGCGGGAAGCAGAAGGUGUAACUGUGCAGUCUCGCUCCCUGCUGCCUCUGGGAAGGACCGCUUGCCAUGGCAGGGUCCAGCCCCGUCCGGCUUGGUCCGCACGGAGCGGUCCUUCGCGAUGGACGCGGUGUCAGCCACUAGGCUCGCGGUCACUGUGUCCCCGGGCAUCCCCAAGCUGCUUCAGCCCCUGCGGAUUCUGUAUGCGGCCCUCGUAGCCUGGCUGCUGCAGGUGGUUGCUACCUUACCUGAGCAUGUUCAGCGGCCUGACUUUUAUGGGCUCCCCUGGAAGCCUGUGUUGUUCACUGCCUGUUUGGGAAUCCUUUUGUUUUUCAUUUUCUUCUGGAGGACGGUCCUUGCUGUGAUAACUGAACAGCAGAUUGCUGAGAAGCUGAAGAAUACCACAAAAGACAAUGCAGAACUUGUCCGAAAAGUGUCAAGUUAUAAACAGAAGCUUGAAAGCAAGAUGCUUGAAGAAAGCAAUAAAUUUUUGAAUGAUAUUGCCAAAACUCUUGGUGUUAUAUUCAAAUCUCAGAGGAAACAAAACGUGAAAAAUCAGGAUUUGGUCGAUGUAGGUUCCCCGCCAACUCAGUUCUCCGUUCAGCUUGUUUACCCUCCAAGUCAAUAUAACCGUGUCUCCAGUGAGUCAAAGCAGCAGGACCUCCAACGGUUUGGGACCCUUGCAUCUGACUUUCAGCUAGAGCAGGAAGCUGAAGACCAGGAGAAGUUACAUGCUGAACUCAGCGAGGAAAUCAGGUCCUUAGAGAAGUCUCAGAGGCAUCUGGAAGCUGCUCUCGCUCAUAAGGAUGAUAGAAUCCGUGCUCUGACCAACUGUAUCAUACAGCUGAAUCAGUCUGAGAGUGGAUCUGAAUCUGAGGGUCCAGGUCCAGGCAGAUGUGAGCCAGGUGAAUUAGCCAAUGGAGAAGUGGGAGAUGCUGCUUUUCAGCUGACUUUCUUCUUGCCCAGACCCAUGCAGCUCUUUAGGUUCUCAGUGCAGAAAAUUCACGAAAUCAAGCAAGAAUUACCGAAAACAGAGCGCUCAUUUGAAAACCAGCUUGCUGUUUAUGAGGAGAAAGCCCACGAGAACUGGGUCAAGGCCCGCCACACUGAGCUCCGGAUUGCCACAGAGAAGUGAGAGGCUGCCAGCCUGCGGCACAGGCUUGUGGAGAUUACCAAGAAGCGGGCCAUGCAUCAGGAGCCUGUUAUCAUCAAGCCCAUGCCGGAUCGGCCAGGAGCACAGACCGCGCCCCGCAAUGGUCCCCUGAGCCAGAAUGGCUCCUUUGGCCCAUGCCCUGUGAACUGCGGUGAGUUCUACCCACUCCCAGGCGCAGAGCCCCAUGCAAGGCAGCCCUCUGCAAGCCUGAACUUCACAGGCUGUGACAUCCCAAGAGCCGACUCAGAUCCUGGCCCAGGCUCUGUGGCCAACAGUGACUCCCGCGGCUCCUCCCUGGCAAAGGGCAUGGACGACGGCAAGGUGAGCAUGGCCUCGAAGGGGCCCCCAGCCUAUCCAGGGCUCCCGUUCCUGGGAGGCCCCAUGCUGCGCCCCGUGGACUAUGGGCCUCCGCCGACACCAACACUCUGCGGGCCCUUCAGGCCUCGGCCGAUGCCUCUGCAGCCACUGCUGACAUUCGUCCCACGCAUGGGCCCACCACUGGGCUUAAGAGAGCAUGCACCCAGCAUCCUGCCUGGACGCUGCGACCUGCUGCUGCACCCCCGCGAGUUCUUGCCGGCACCUGUGCCAUUCAGGCCUCCAGGCCCGCUCGGCCCCCGAGAGUACUUCAUUCCUGCUCCUCGAAUGCCACCACAGCCCACCGGGCCCCAGGACUACCCACCACCGCCUGGAGCCCCUGCUCUGGGAGCCCAGAGAGGCCCUAGCCUCACCGCAAAGCAGCCAGGAACCUGCCCAAGCUCUGAGGCAGAGCGCAUAAUGGCCCCACUAAUCAGAGGGCCAAGGUUUAUAUUGGUUUUUGAAGGUUUUCCAUACUCAUCACUAAGAAAAGGUAUGCAGGUUUGAAGUUUCACAAUCACUUGUCAGAUAAACAGCGUUUAUUCCUGCAGUAUCUCAUUUGUACCGGACACAGUUAUUUUCAGAUGACAAGACUUAAGACACUGUAAACCCAUCUAAAAAGGUGUGUUUAUUUUGAGAUGCUUCCAAUGUUAACUCUGAAAUCAUUAGAAAAAAUAACAAUGUGAUGUAAAACAGGUGAUCAACACAAUUAAAAGAUGUCACUUUCAGAAAAAUAA
Molecule: messenger RNA, 2291 nt
Organism: Cavia porcellus (domestic guinea pig)
Lineage: Eukaryota; Metazoa; Chordata; Mammalia; Rodentia; Caviidae
Product: transport and Golgi organization protein 1 homolog
Biological process (GO): endoplasmic reticulum to Golgi vesicle-mediated transport; vesicle cargo loading; protein secretion
Cellular component (GO): endoplasmic reticulum membrane; endoplasmic reticulum exit site
Source: RefSeq, a predicted model, not a curated record